Molecule: messenger RNA, 1107 nt
Organism: Kwoniella botswanensis
Lineage: Eukaryota; Fungi; Basidiomycota; Tremellomycetes; Tremellales; Cryptococcaceae
Product: thioredoxin reductase
Exons: 8
Coding region: 1-1107 (368 amino acids)
Biological process (GO): cell redox homeostasis; removal of superoxide radicals
Cellular component (GO): cytosol; cytoplasm
Molecular function (GO): thioredoxin-disulfide reductase (NADPH) activity
Source: RefSeq, a predicted model, not a curated record
AUGGCACCUAUACCUAAUGGAGAGACUGCCAUUCACGUGGUUGAACCUAAGACAAAAGGUGAAAAGUCAAAGAAACAACAUAGCCAAGUUGUUAUCAUUGGUUCGGGACCUGCUGGACAUACUGCUGCUAUUUACUUGGCGAGAGCUAACCUUGAACCCGUCUUGUAUGAGGGUAUGCUUGCUAAUGGUUUCGCACCUGGUGGUCAACUUACUACUACCACUGAGGUUGAGAACUUCCCUGGUUUCCCUGAUGGUGUAACCGGUACAGAGAUGAUGGACAAAUUCAGAGCUCAGAGCGAACGAUUUGGUACCAAGAUCAUCACUGAGACUAUCGCCCGAGUCGACCUCACCCAACGACCAUUCAAGUACUGGACUGAAGGUGAAGAGGAGGAAGCUGAUUUCAUGACUGCUGAUACCCUCAUCAUCGCUACCGGAGCCUCAGCCAAGAGACUCUUCCUCCCCGGAGAAGAGACCUACUGGCAAUCCGGUAUCUCAGCUUGUGCCGUCUGUGAUGGUGCUGUUCCCAUCUUCAGGAACAAGCCUUUGGCCGUUAUCGGUGGUGGUGAUUCCGCUGCUGAGGAAGCUACCUACCUCACUAAAUACGGUUCUCACGUUUACGUACUUGUCCGAAGGGAUGAGCUUAGGGCUUCCAAGAUCAUGGCUAAGAGGCUGGUUUCACACCCUAAGGUCACUGUUCUCUGGAACACCGUAGCAACUGAAUGUAAAGGAGAUGGAGACCUUCUCCAAUCACUUACCAUCAAAGAUACCAAGACCGGUGAAGAGAAAGACCUCAAAGUGAACGGUUUGUUCUACGCUAUAGGACAUGAACCUGCUACUUCAUUGGUUAAAUCACAAUUAGAAACUGAUGUAGAUGGAUAUAUCAAGACUGUUCCUGGAACCGCUCAAACUUCAAUUAAGGGUGUGUUCGCCGCUGGUGAUGUCCAAGAUAAGAAAUACAGACAGGCGAUCACAUCUGCUGGAUCUGGAUGUAUGGCCGCCUUGGAGGCUGAACGAUUGAUCUCAGAGGAAGAAGCCGAAGAUGAUGAGAUCAAGACCGAGGACGUACAUGUCCCUUCGGAAGGUUACAUGGGAGCUGAUAAGGAGUAA